This is a messenger RNA of Rhododendron vialii, 2215 nucleotides long. Its product is annotated as metal transporter Nramp3.2. Gene Ontology annotation, cellular component: vacuolar membrane. NCBI's taxonomy places the organism in Eukaryota, Viridiplantae, Streptophyta, Magnoliopsida, Ericales, Ericaceae. The transcript is spliced from 4 exons. The record is from RefSeq and is a predicted model, not a curated record. Gene Ontology annotation, biological process: metal ion transport; positive regulation of reactive oxygen species metabolic process; defense response to bacterium. Gene Ontology annotation, molecular function: cadmium ion transmembrane transporter activity; manganese ion transmembrane transporter activity. Bases 195 to 1745 code for a protein of 516 amino acids.
ACGAUUGUGCGGUCGCACAAACAGGAGAGAGAGAGAGAGAGAGAGAGAGAGGGGAAAAAGUGGACUGGUAGUUUCUUUCACAACUUCAAUUCCUUCCUCCCUUCUCUCUAACGACAGGGGGAAAAAAAAAAAAAAAAACCAGAGCCCAAACGAUUCCUUCCCUCGACAUUUCCACCGCCGUUUCCCACUAAACGAUGCCGUCUAACGAAGAGCAACAACAACCAUUGCUCACCAAAACAGAGGACGGAGGAGGAGGAGAAGAAGAAACAGCCUACGAAUCGGACGAGAAAGUUCACGUCAUCGGCGUCGACGACGACGCACCCGACGACGACUGGGCCAAGACGCCGCCGUUUUCAUGGAAGAAGCUGUGGCUGUUCACCGGGCCGGGCUUCCUAAUGAGCAUAGCGUUCCUCGAUCCGGGCAACCUGGAGGGGGACCUCCAGGCGGGGGCGAUCGCGGGGUACUCCCUGCUGUGGCUGCUGCUGUGGGCCACCGCCAUGGGGCUCCUCGUCCAGCUUCUGUCGGCCCGGCUCGGCGUGGCGACAGGCCGGCACCUGGCCGAGCUGUGCAGGGAGGAGUACCCGAAUUGGGCCAGGCUCCUGUUGUGGGUCAUGGCUGAGCUUGCUCUUAUUGGGGCCGAUAUUCAAGAAGUUAUCGGGAGUGCGAUUGCGAUUAAGAUUCUGAGUAAUGGGGCUGUGCCUCUUUGGGCUGGUGUUGUUAUCACUGCCUGUGAUUGUUUCAUCCUUCUAUUUCUUGAAAACUAUGGUGUGAGGAAACUGGAAGCGAUUUUUGCGGUUCUGAUUGCAACAAUGGCAGUUUCAUUUGCUUGGAUGUUUGGAGAGACAAAGCCCAAUGGGGUAGAACUUCUUGAAGGUAUUUUAAUCCCAAAACUCAGCUCGAAAACAAUACAACAGGCUGUGGGUGUUGUGGGUUGCAUUAUUAUGCCUCACAAUGUGUUCCUGCACUCAGCCCUCGUACAAUCUAGAGAGAUCGACCAGCGCAAGAUUGGCCGCAUUCGCGAAGCAAUCAAUUACUAUUCCAUAGAGUCCACUAUUGCCCUUGCAAUCUCCUUUGUGAUCAACCUUUUUGUCACAACUGUAUUCGCCAAGGCAUUCUAUGGUACCGAAAUAGCCAAUAGCAUUGGCCUCGUAAAUGCUGGGCAAUACCUUCAAGAGAAGUUUGGGGGAGGUAUACCAAUUCUGUACAUUUGGGGUAUUGGUUUACUGGCAGCUGGGCAAAGUAGUACCAUCACUGGAACCUAUGCUGGGCAGUUUAUCAUGGGGGGUUUUCUGAACAUGCGGUUGAAGAAGUGGCUCAGGGCGUUGAUAACAAGAAGCUGUGCUAUUAUUCCAACUAUGAUUGUUGCUCUUGCUUUUGAUGCAUCCGAUGACAUGUUAGAUGUUCUGAAUGAAUGGCUUAAUGUGCUUCAGUCGGUUCAGAUCCCUUUCGCGCUGAUUCCCCUUCUCUGUUUGGUGUCCAAGGAGGAGAUCAUGGGAGUUUUCAAAAUUGGCCCUGUCCUCCAGACGGUGUCGUGGCUGGUGGCUGCCUUGGUGAUCGUCAUCAAUGGAUAUCUUCUGGUGGAAUUUUUCUCUUCUGAAGUUAACGGGUUGUUGUUGACCUCUGUAGUAGCUGCUUUUACAGCCGCAUAUGUUGCGUUUAUCAUAUACCUUAUAUCACGGGGCAUUACCUUUUCAAAAUUGUUUGGCCAAUUACCUGCCAAGAGGAUAACAACCACAGGAAGCUGAUCGAUUUUUCCAACACGUAGUGUCAAAUGUAAACUACAGAUAUGGGGGUGAACAAUACAGGUCUUACAUAUAUGCAUGGUUCUGGGGAUUAAACUUGGACUCUGAUGCAGUGGAUUUCGAUUGGACCUGGUGCCCUUGGGGGGAAACAGUUGUAUUCUUUUGUUGGUGGAACGAUUACCUUGUUUUUAACUUCAUUCCAUGGAUGAUGGAAAAAACUGAGCAACGAAUUCUGGGUAAGAUCCCAAGCAGUGUAUUGUGUAUCAUAUGUUAAGAAAGUUGCUAGAUGUAGCUGUAAUACCCUUGUUCCAACAAACAGAAGGAAAAAAAAUGCUGUAGUACUAUGCCUUCUAAUGGUUGGCAUGUUGGGAAUGUCCAACUUGAUUUAGAUAAAUACUAGGUGCUGUUAGUCUAUAGUUUCCAUACACUUCCGAUUUCUUUUUCAUGUGGAGUGGAAAUUUUAUUUCGUAGUU